ACCCCCCUCCCUUUCCUCUUUUCUGCUGUUAUUGCCAGGGUUUUUUCCCCUCAUGAGCGAGCGGUGCAGGGAAAACAGAGAGAGGGGGAGGAGUUCAGGCUUGCUGUGCAAAUAUACAUACAGACCUACUAAUCCAGCCUGAUGCCUUGCAGAAAAAAAUCACAGAUCAAGCAAGCGGCUAAGGAUGGCUCACUCAAAGGAUCUCUUGGUGCUGGAAAACUUCAUAGGAGGCAGAUUUGUUCCUUGUUCCUCCUACAUAGACUCCUUUAAUCCGUCCACUGGAGAUGUCUAUUGCAGGGUGCCAGACAGUGGCAAAGAAGAGGUGGAAGCUGCUGUCAAAGCUGCCCAAGAUGCAUUCCCAAAUUGGUCCUCAAAAAGUCCAUUGGAAAGAUCUCAGAUCCUGAACAAAUUGGCAGACCUAAUUGAACAUGACCUGGAAGCUUUUGCAAAAGCAGAGUCAAAGGACCAGGGAAAAACUAUUACAUUUGCUAGAACAGUGGACAUCCCUCGGGCAGUGUACAACUUCAGAUUCUUUGCUUCUUCCAUCCUUCACCAUGUGACAGAGUGCACCGAGAUGGCAACCAUGGGCUGUGUGCAUUACACCUCGAGGGCCCCUGUGGGAGUUGCUGGUUUAAUUAGUCCUUGGAAUUUGCCACUAUAUUUGUUGACCUGGAAAAUAGCUCCUGCCAUUGCAUGUGGAAAUACUGUAGUUGCCAAGCCAAGCGAGAUGACGUCUGUCACAGCUUGGAUGAUGUGUAAGCUCUUGGAGAAAGCAGGGGUACCUCACGGGGUGGUGAAUGUGGUGUUUGGAACAGGCGCCAAGGCAGGAGAAGCCCUUGUCUGCCACCCUGAUGUGCCUCUGAUCUCUUUCACGGGGAGUACGCUGACUGCCCAGAGGAUCACGGAGAAAAGUGCUCCACACUGCAAAAGGCUUUCACUGGAACUGGGAGGCAAAAACCCUGCCAUCAUCUUCGAUGAUGCUGACUUAAGCCAAUGCAUCCCCACAACCCUGAAAUCCAGCUUUGCCAACCAGGGUGAGAUCUGUCUCUGCACUUCCAGGAUCUUUGUUCAGAGAGGUAUAUACAGUGAAUUUUUGAAGAGGUUUGUGGCAGAGGCGAAGAAGUGGAAGACUGGGAACCCUGCAGAUCCUACAGUCAGUGUGGGAGCACUAAUAAGUAAAGAACACCUAGAAAAGGUGAGAAGCUAUGUGAAGAGAGCCCAGGCUGAAGGAGCCAGAGUGCUCUGUGGAGAGGGAGUGGAUUCCUUAGACCUCCCAGCUGGCAACAAGAAAGGCUAUUUCAUGUUGCCCACAGUUAUUGCUGAAGUGCAGGAUGAAUCUUGCUGCAUGCAAGAAGAGAUCUUUGGUCCCGUGACAUGUGUGGUAGCAUUUGAUACAGAAGAAGAAGUGAUCAAAAGGGCCAACAGCGUGAAAUAUGGCUUGGCAGCCACUGUGUGGUCCAGCAAUGUGGGACGCGUUCAUCGGGUGGCACGAAGACUACAGUCUGGACUAGUGUGGACCAAUUGCUGGCUUAUUAGAGAUCUGAACUUGCCAUUUGGUGGGAUGAAAGCCUCAGGCAUAGGAAGGGAGGGAGCAAAGGAUUCCUAUGAGUUCUUCACUGAGGUCAAAACCAUCACAAUAAAGCACUGACGUACAUCAGUGGAGGUAUUUUAGUGUAAAAUAAAUUAUAGUAAUUUGUGUUAUCAAAAAUGGCUUUCUAGAACACAGGCUGCUAUUGUGGCCAUCUUUUUCUUGAACUUUGGGCAAGUAAUAUCUGUAACAGCUGAAAAAAGUCACCCCAAAUGCUAACGUUAAAUGCAGCCUUCUGUGUUGGAUGAGAAGUUCAGCAUGGACUCCACAAUCCAUCCCAAAACAGACAACUUGGUUAUCUUACUGAUCCUAAAGCUUUUUGAGUGUUCUUGUCUCAAACAUCUCUUCCUCUAAGGGAGAUGGAGAAAAGAUGAUAUAUGACUGUACCUAUGGUUUGUGAAUUACCUAGAGGGACAAAGUGGGAAGCACGGUGUGAGGCUGAUAUUGUAAUGGGAGUCGGCCAGUUUCCACCAUAAACAGUAUGGUCCAUGUACCAAUCCAUAUUGCACUUCGUUGGUAUCAGACAAGGAAUAAUGCAACAGCACCCUAAAGGCCUGAGGCGAUACCUUUAAUCUACUAAGUGGUAUUAAACCAUGAGGUUGUGAAAUUCUUGUGAUACACAAACAUUUUAAUUAUAACCUGCUUUAUGGUAUGCAGCUGAAUCAUCCGAACACUUGUUCUCUUAACUGUUUUGAAAUUGAAAUUACAGCCUAAGCCUCAGCGCUGGUGUUUUUCACAUCCCUGCACAAAGAUUUGGCUACAUCCCAGGCAGUGUCAUUCUUCAUUAAUAAAGACUGAAAGUGACUCCCAAGCGAACUAA
Molecule: messenger RNA, 2408 nt
Organism: Neopsephotus bourkii (Bourke's parrot)
Lineage: Eukaryota; Metazoa; Chordata; Aves; Psittaciformes; Psittacidae
Gene: ALDH8A1
Product: aldehyde dehydrogenase 8 family member A1
Exons: 7
Coding region: 185-1648 (487 amino acids)
Biological process (GO): retinoic acid metabolic process
Molecular function (GO): retinal dehydrogenase (NAD+) activity
Source: RefSeq, a predicted model, not a curated record